AGACUCUCGCUCUACAAGACCUAUUUCAUUAUUUGCCAGAAGUUGUUGUUGCAGUAUCCUUCCUCCUUGAGUUCAAGCAACGAGCAUCACAAGCUAAUUUUGGGCCAGUCCAAACUAGGCAAAUUGAUCAAGUUGGUGUUCCCUGAUCUUUUGAUCAAGAGAUUGGGUUCCAGGGGUGAAUCUAAAUACAACUAUUUGGGUGUGGUGUGGAACGAGAACAUUAUUGACAGUGAGAUAGCAGCCCUUUGUAACAAUUACGAGUUGGAGGAUUUGAAUCAAAUCUUCCAGGCCAAAUAUAAGGCCAAGUUUGAGAACUUGAUCAGCCAAAGUGGAUUAAAGUCCCAGAACUUAACCGAAGUCCACACGGGCGACACUUCGGGUGGUCGCUCUGAUGCCGUCUUGAGCACCAUUGCUUCCAACCCUUCUACCAUCAUGGCCAGCGAGAGCUUUGAUGUUGAGUUCAGUAAGCCGUUAUACUCGUUUUUGGAUGAGACCUUGAAGUUUCCCUCUGAUUUCAAUGUUAGUGACUGGAUCAAAAUCACUAAAUUAAGUCUUAAGCUGGACUCACCCGAGGAUAUUGAUGGAGUGGUCCAGCAGCUUGUUGACUCCCAAACUGGUGGCUCGGAUUUUGGUUCCAGCUUGGUAUCUAACCUCAAUGCUAUCGGGUUCAAUAUGUCAGAACACUGUAACGAUUUGAAAGUAUACUUAUGCAUCUUGUUAGAGGUUUUUCCCAAAAUGCUUAUGAUCGAACCUUCAACAAAUCUUCGGGAACUCAAGCUGAGUUUAUUGCACUUCCUUGAUGAUGAUCAGUUUGCAUCACUCAACCAGAAAAACUUAACCAACUUCAAGUUGUUACUCAAGAACUUGAUUGGUUUGAACGACUUACUCAUUAACCUCGUCAAAUACGUGUUUAAGGACACUUUGAUCAUGGGUGAUUUACACCACGUGUUUGACAAUAGUAACCACGACAAUUUGAUCAACAGUUUGGUUGACUCUUUGAUCAUCUUCGACAUGACCGAGUCGUUGAACUAUUCUUUCUUGAAUGAUAACGUCAAUAACCUAAAAGCAUUCUUCCUUGUGGACUUGCACCAAUUCUUUGAAGCCACUCAGUUGGCAACCAUCGAGAACUCAGAGGUCAAGCUGGAAGAACCUGAGUUUGAAUCAUUGACGUCUGAUUUCAAAAUGACAAAUUAUGAGUUUACCAGCCUACUCAAAUUCCUUUCCUUGAUUGACAAUGGAUUGGUAAAAAACUUCAACCAAUUUCCUAUUUUUAUGAUGAUUAACUUUUUGAACCUUGUAUCCAACGAUUUUCUAAAAUCUGUCUACUUCAAACAUGUCAAUAGUUCAUCCAGUGCUUUUAGCCAUUGGUGGUCUAUCAACUGUUUCCUACAAGACUAUGUCAGCAUGGUGGGUGAACUAUACGGGUUAUAUAACGAAAUUUAUAGAAUUCUGUGAUUAGCAGGCCCAAUGGAAACUCCCAUUUAUUGGCAUAUAUAAUCCUAAUGACUAAUACAUAUAUUGAAAUUACUGGAGCAGUGGGUUCAUCCGCGAUUAAAAAAUUAUUAUCAUCAAACUCAUCACUCCUCAAAUGCACCCGAACCAGAAUUCUAUCAAAAUAAUAUCUGGAAACUCACACCCGCAGUUGGCCAAACUUAUAGCAGAGAAGCUCCGGUUGCCCCUUGCCAAAAUAGGAGCCUUCCAGUACACUAACAAAGAGACUGCCGUUUCCGUGGGUGAAUCCGUGAGAGAUGAAGAUGUAUAUAUAAUCCAAACUGGUUCCGGAGAGAGCAACAUAAAUGACUUCUUGAUGGAGUUGUUAAUAAUAGUCAAUGCCUGCCGUACUGCCAGUGCCAGAAGGAUCACCGCUGUCAUUCCCUGUUUUCCAUACGCAAGACAAGACAAAAAGGACAAAAGUAGAGCUCCCAUUACCGCUAAACUCGUGGCCAAUCUAUUAACUACUGCCGGAUGCAAUCAUGUCAUCACCAUGGACUUGCAUGCUUCCCAAAUCCAGGGAUUCUUCAGAAUUCCAGUCGACAACUUGUACUCAGAGCCCAUUUUCUUGAGAUAUAUCAAAGACAACUUUGAUUUAAAAGAUGUGAUAAUAGUGUCGCCAGACGCAGGAGGAGCCAAGAGAGUGGCAGGAAUUGCCGAUAAGUUGGACGUGAAUUUUGCAUUGAUCCACAAAGAACGUCAAAAAGCCAAUGAAGUAUCCAAAAUGGUGUUAGUUGGUGAUGUCUCGGAUAAAGUGUGUUUGUUGAUCGAUGAUAUGGCUGAUACUUGUGGAACCUUGUGUAAAGCAGCAGAUGUGUUGAUGAAAAACAAGGCCAAGAAGGUGAUUGCCAUGAUUACACAUGGGAUUUUCUCUGCCGAUGCGUUGGAUAAGUUGAAUAACUCCAAAUUGGACAAAAUAGUAUGCACGACCUCAUUACCGUUACAAAAAAAGUUAAGUCAGUGUCCCAAAAUCACCUGUCUCGAUAUAAGCAGCACUUUGGCGGAAGCGGUGAGGAGAUUACAUAACGGUGAAAGUGUUUCGUACUUGUUCAAUAAUGCCAUUGAGUAAACUUCUAAUAUACAUAUACCUACUCAAGAGAUGAUUUCUUCUCUGGCUUCAAUCAAAUACCAGUUAAUUCCCAAACUCAACUUGUAAGGGUUACCUUGCUCAUCAUUUAUGUUCGUCUCGUCAACCUUGAACUCCUUGAUGUUGAUGAUUUUCGCUACCAACCACUCCUUAUUAUUAAGAUUAUCAUUGCUCUUGUUCAAGUUGUUCAAGAAAAAGUGAGGUGCACCUAUGUUGAAGGCAGCCCAUGGUUGAUAAGUCAAUUUCACCUCAUUCAAGCUCUCGAUUCGGGUAGGUAAAAAUAGGGCCAAGUCACCCACAGCGAAGUUAUUCAUGGAUAUCUUACUCAGCAGGCUCUUUGCUAGCUUGUUAAGUUCUUGAAGCUUAAGUUUGUUCUCUUUAGUCAACUUCUUUGCAAAA
Yamadazyma tenuis ATCC 10573 is the source of this 2977-nucleotide messenger RNA. RefSeq names its product Rfx2p (gene RFX2). Gene Ontology annotation, biological process: regulation of DNA-templated transcription. Gene Ontology annotation, molecular function: DNA binding. The record is from RefSeq and is a predicted model, not a curated record. NCBI's taxonomy places the organism in Eukaryota, Fungi, Ascomycota, Pichiomycetes, Serinales, Debaryomycetaceae.